UUCGUACUCGGUCGAUACAGUUGCGGGGGGCAGGUCGCGCAUGCGGCACUCUCUAUACCCAACAAUCAGGUGUAAAGCGACAUGGCUGAUAGCGAAUUUGAAGAAUUUCGCCGUGUUUUCGAUAGAUUACCCCAACAUAUAAAAGCUCCAACACCAUUUUAUUCAUUAGUGCCAAAUGUUGGCCUGGAAGAUGACUCCCCGUCGUCCAAGAGCGAGUGUUCGCCGGAAGAUGACACUAAGGAGGACAUGCAUCCAUGCAUGGUGGAUGGAAACGCUGCAACCACAGUAAAAGAGGAAAUAGCAUCAACCCCUUCACAGCCAGAUGUCACAGAAACGCAGCGGAGCCCACAGCAUUACGCAUUCACGAACGGCGAACGCAAACGAAGAAAGCUGCCAGAGAUUCCUAAGAACAGGAAAUCAAAAAUUCUAGCAUGCAGUCAGCCAACGUCGCUGGCAGACGAGCUCGGUCAAGUUACCGGGGUGCUGGUCAGGCCUGGCUGUCAUACAAGACCACUGCUGGUCCUAAAAUGCGGCUACCUACUGGAUGAAGAUUCUAGCCCGGACUCGGAGAGAUUGCAAAGCCUUGGAGAUGUAGACAGUGGACAUAGCACUGCGCAUUCGCCGAUCGAUACAGGACCCAAGAGUAUAUCGCCGACUCCGCUACAGCAAAAUGUAUCUCCAGCCUCAAGUUGCAGCAUUAGCGGGCUCAAUUUUGCUGGAAACAUGACAAAUAUUCCUCACAGUCAACUAGAAAUGCUUGAAGCUACGCACAGAGGCCUACACAAGUUCAACCCUAGACAUCACGAUGAAAUCGAAGUGGAAAUUGGCGACCCCAUAUAUGUGCAGAAAGAAGCUGAAGAUUUAUGGUGUGAAGGUGUCAACUUAAGGACAGGGCAGCAAGGGAUCUUCCCGUCAGCUUACGCCGUAGAUAUGGACUACAAUGACUUCGACCCUGCUAACGCUAAGGACAAAAAGGAACGAUACCUGCUAGCGUACAUGGGGUCUGUGGAGACUUCAGCUCAUAAAGGAACGGGGGUUGUCUGCCAGGCAGUGAGGAAGAUAGUUUCGGAAUGCAAUGCGGAGCCUACAAUGCAGCCAUGUAUUUUAGAAGUAUCAGAUCACGGGCUCCGUAUGGUGGACCGAUCAAAACCCGCGAGAAAUCGAAACGGGCCAUGUAUCGACUACUUCUACUCCCUAAAGAAUGUUUCGUUCUGUGCGUUUCACCCUCGAGACCACAGGUACUUGGGUUUUAUCACGAAACACCCGACGCUGCAGAGGUUCGCGUGUCAUGUCUUCAGAGGUCAGGAAUCCACGAGGCCCGUAGCUGAAGCUGUGGGGAGAGCGUUCCACAGGUUCUACCAAACCUUUAUAGAGACAGCGUAUCCAAUUGAAGACAUUUAUAUAGAAUAGAUAAUUAAGCAAAACUAAUAAUAAUACCAUCGACGUAUUACAUUAGCUUACUUCAGCCACAGGCAUUGAAGAAAAUCUAGGUUUAGAUUGACUUCCAUUUCAAGCCGCGUAUAGUUUACAUACUAAUAGCAAUAUUUUAAAUUUUGGCUGCAGGCGAUAUCGUUUAUGGUAUCAAUAAAAUAGUUUGUUGUAAUAUUUUUACAAUUAAUUUCUAUAAAUCUCGUUGUUAAUCGCUGUUUGCAUGUCGCCUCUAGAAUAGAUUGAGAGCUAUCGACUAGAAUAAUGUAUUUGGAACUUUAUGCUAAACGGUGAAUGUUUGACAAAAUACCGGAUCUAUUGAAUUUAUUUUCAUUUAAAUACCUAAUGUUUAGAUAAAAUAUAAUCAUACUUUCUCUAUGAUUUCUACUAAUUUGUUUAUUUGAAUAAUUAAAUAGAAUUUUAGGUUUGUAGCUCUCACUCCAUUCAUUUGAUUAUGACAUUAUCGUAUGAACAAUUUUCGAUUGCUUUGUGAGCAUAUGUUAUGGACUUAGAUUUGUAUAAAAAAGAAUCAUUCCAAUAUAUUCUUGACCCUGACUACUCGUAACAAAUUAAACUUCUUAAUUUUAAAGUAAUAUUUUAGUACUUAGAAUACUUUAAUUAGGGUAGACAGUAGUCACGUUUUCAAGUCGACUUGCACUUGGUGACAAGUGUAGUGACUUAUGCACAUGAACUGUGGGAUGCGUGAACGAUAAUAUAAUUACUAUAAAUAGCCUUUAUUUACCGUUUUAUACACAAAACAUGAGAUAAGUAGAACUUAUUUUGCGGAUAUCAUCUUAUUUAUGAACAUAUUAUUGGAAAAUUCUAUGCGUUAUUUGUCCUAAAAUUACCUAAAUACCUAUAAAUAAAGAAAAAUACACAUAUCACUUGAAAUGUAAAUCUAAAAGUAAUGUUAUUUCUAUAUUUCUUUAAUAAAUGAAGGUUUAUUGUUGUACAGAUGAAUAUCCGCAUAUACUUAACAUUUGUAAGUGCAUGUCUCGACAUAGACAGAGGAAGUGAGAAUAUGGUGGUCAUAGCAAACGUGCAUCACAUACGUAAAUAUUGCUUGCAGCUGCCAGCUACUGGGACGAGAAUAUAUUAACAACUCAUUACCAACUAAUACGAGUACUGAACCAGCCUUACAUUAAUCAGUAUUACUAAUUAAAGGUCUUCGUAGAAUAAGUUUUACGUGCCUUCAACACUUGAAUAAAUCAAGUACAAUAGUAUUGUGUAUAAAACUGUGUAGAUAAGCUACAAUUCUGCAUUGUGACUGAUAACUAUUAACAAAUAUACACAUGCGUAGAUAGAUAUGUUACGAACAACAAAAGUACUUACUGGUAAUAUUUUAAUUCAAAUGAAGUGAUAUGAAUGAAGAAGCUAACAAACGAUUUCGAUUAAUGCAAGUUACGCCGAUUAAAGAAGGCUUAAGUCGAUUUGGUACUAAAAAUCGUUCUAAGAGUAUUUAUUUUGCUAAUAAAACUUAUAUUCAUAUCAAUAAAAUAUGAAAUUUCAAUCAUUAGUUAUAAUCUAUUCUCAACCACUGUGAUAUAAACAGUUGAUUUUUUAUGUACGUAGUUAUAAAAGUGUCUGAGACUCAGCCCCUUCAGUAAAGGUAGUGUGAAUGAAUGAUAAUUUGUAUACUUCCUUACCUUAAGUAUUACUAUCAAUAUGCUUAAUGGAAUGUGUCUAUAUAACGUUUGUAGCUAUUUAUAUCGUUAAGUAAUGAACAGAUAUUGAGCACUACAGCAACAAUUCCUUGGUCAGCUUAGGUAGGUUACCUGUUGAUAGGAUAGCCAUUGCUAAUGCAAUGUUGUCUAAUAUUUCGCUACAUACACGUUAUCACAUGUACUUCAGCCGUUGUUACACAGCGCUAUAGUUUGAAUUGUAAAUAAUUUUAACAAGGAAUCGUUCACAUUGCGCUGCUAGAUAAUAAAUCCUUUCUUGCAAAUAAAUUAAUAAACUUCGCAUAUACAAAUUCAGUUGUUAAUCAUUUGAAUUAUUUGACGAGCAUGCAACAGUGAUGUUUAGUUUAAUUUAAGCCAUUUUAAUAAUAAUAUUAUGUGGGUUUUUAUAAAUCUAUGUUAUACUUCGUACAUUCGCUAAUAAGGUAAAGCUGUGGUUGAUCUUUAAUUAUACAUAAGAACUAAACCUGCUGUAAGCUUUUAAAAUGUAGUACUAAUAACUCGUAGCCUGUUAAUACGAUUUAAAUAAUGCAUCAUGAAAUCUUUUAUAAAUGUGCAACACUUAUUUAUUCAUAAUUAUUUACAAUCGACUUGAAUCCGCCUAAUAAUUACAAAUUUUAUUUCCUAAUCAAAAAUUAAACUAUUGAAUGAUGACAUUUUAAUUUAGGUAUUCAAUACAAAGGUUGUAUUAGACAUUUAUUUUAGUUUUUUUAUUGUUAUUCAUAAUACAAUGUCUCACAUUGUCACCACAGAUGGGCCACCAGCCAAAACCAUAAAAGACCACUUAAAAAGUUAGGAUGCUAGGUACCUGAAAGGUAACUUAAGGACGCUAGACGCUACUCGUGGUCGUUGGUGGCUGCUUUUUUUGAUGGAAACUCGCAGAUAGCAUGCUUGAAUUUAUUGUGUGUGGCUUUGAAAAUGUACAAUAACUGAAGGGCUAUUGACGGCGUUUUGUGACAGCAGCCGGUGGCUCGUCUGCGGCGGCACUAUUAUUGUAAUCAAUUUUAUAAGAGUUAUCGGUAAGGAACAUGUUUGGAAAUGAUCUCGGUUGUAAUGUGAACGUAAUCCACGACUUGUAAAUAAUUUAUAAUCAGCAAAUGGCAAUCGUAUUCAACAAAGCUGGACGAAGCUGUGACUCAAACAUAAACAAAAAAAUUAUAUUUAUUUUUCCAAUAAAUGUCAUAGCGUAUUUGAUAUAUCGUGUAAGGCAUGAAAUAAUAAUAAAUAUUAUUUGGGACUGAU
Spodoptera frugiperda (fall armyworm) is the source of this 4349-nucleotide messenger RNA. RefSeq names its product JNK-interacting protein 1 (gene Aplip1). The record is from RefSeq and is a predicted model, not a curated record. Gene Ontology annotation, cellular component: cytoplasm. Gene Ontology annotation, molecular function: protein binding. The transcript is spliced from 8 exons. Gene Ontology annotation, biological process: regulation of JNK cascade. Lineage: Eukaryota; Metazoa; Arthropoda; Insecta; Lepidoptera; Noctuidae. Bases 82 to 1410 code for a protein of 442 amino acids.